AUGGCCAUCCGGCCCGGCCUGUGGCCAGCGCUCCUGGGCAUAGUCCUUGCCGCCUGGCUCCGCGGUUCCGGUGCCCAGCAGAGUGCCACAGUGGCCAACCCGGUGCCCGGCGCCAACCCAGACCUGCUUCCCCACUUCCUGGUGGAGCCCGAAGAUGUGUACAUCGUCAAGAACAAGCCAGUGCUGCUGGUGUGCAAGGCCACGCCCGCCACGCAGAUCUUCUUCAAGUGCAACGGGGAGUGGGUGCGCCAGGUGGACCACGUGAUUGAGCGCAGCACGGAUGGGAGCAGCGGCCUGCCCGCCAUGGAGGUCCGCAUCAAUGUCUCGAGGCAGCAGGUGGAGAAGGUGUUUGGGCUGGAGGAGUACUGGUGCCAGUGUGUGGCCUGGAGCUCCUCAGGCACCACCAAGAGCCAGAAAGCCUACAUCCGAAUUGCCUACCUGCGCAAGAACUUCGAGCAGGAGCCGCUGGCCAAGGAGGUGUCCCUGGAGCAGGGUAUCGUAUUGCCCUGCCGCCCACCAGAAGGCAUCCCCCCAGCAGAGGUGGAGUGGCUCCGGAAUGAGGACCUGGUGGACCCGUCCCUGGACCCCAACGUGUACAUCACUCGGGAGCACAGCCUAGUGGUGCGACAGGCCCGCCUGGCCGACACGGCCAACUACACCUGCGUGGCCAAGAACAUCGUAGCCCGACGCCGCAGCGCCUCGGCUGCUGUCAUCGUCUAUGUGGAUGGCAGCUGGAGCCCGUGGAGCAAGUGGUCGGCCUGUGGGCUUGACUGUACCCACUGGCGGAGCCGUGAGUGCUCUGACCCAGCACCCCGCAACGGAGGUGAGGAGUGCCGGGGUGCUGACCUGGACACCCGAAACUGCACUAGCGACCUCUGUGUGCACACUGCUUCUGGGCCUGAGGACGUGGCCCUCUACGUGGGCCUCGUCGCCGUGGCUGUGUGCCUCCUGCUGCUGCUGCUGGUCCUCAUUCUCAUUUAUUGCCGCAAGAAGGAGGGGCUGGACUCAGACGUGGCCGACUCGUCCAUCCUCACCUCGGGCUUCCAGCCCGUCAGCAUCAAGCCCAGCAAAGCAGACAAUCCCCAUCUGCUCACCAUCCAGCCAGACCUCAGCACCACCACCACCACCUACCAGGGCAGCCUGUGUCCCCGGCAGGACGGGCCCAGCCCCAAAUUCCAGCUAACCAACGGGCACCUGCUCAGCCCGCUGAGUGGUGGCCGCCACACACUGCACCACAGCUCGCCCACCUCCGAGGCUGAGGACUUCGUCUCCCGCCUGUCCACCCAGAACUACUUCCGCUCCCUGCCGCGUGGCAUCAGUAACAUGGCCUACGGGACCUUCAACUUCCUCGGGGGCCGGCUGAUGAUCCCUCAUACAGGGAUCAGCCUGCUCAUUCCCCCCGAUGCCAUACCCCGCGGAAAGAUCUACGAGAUCUACCUCACGCUGCACAAGCCGGAGGACGUGAGGUUGCCCCUAGCCGGCUGUCAGACCCUGCUGAGUCCCAUCGUUAGCUGCGGGCCCCCCGGAGUCCUGCUCACCCGGCCUGUCAUCCUUGCCAUGGACCACUGCGGGGAGCCUAGCCCUGAGAGCUGGAGCCUGCGCCUCAAAAAGCAGUCCUGCGAGGGCACUUGGGAGGACGUGCUGCACCUGGGUGAGGAGGCACCCUCCCACCUCUACUACUGCCAGCUGGAGGCCAGCACCUGCUACAUCUUCACGGAGCAGCUGGGCCGCUUUGCCCUGGUGGGAGAGGCCCUCAGUGUGGCCGCUGCCAAGCGCCUCAAGCUGCUUCUGUUUGCCCCCGUGGCCUGCACCUCCCUGGAGUACAACAUCCGAGUCUAUUGCCUGCAGGACACCCGAGAUGCACUCAAGGAGGUGGUGCAGCUGGAGAAGCAGCUGGGAGGACAGCUGAUCCAGGAGCCUCGAGUCCUACACUUGAAGGACAGUUACCACAACCUGCGCCUGUCUAUCCACGACGUGCCCAGCUCCCUGUGGAAGAGCAAGCUCCUCGUCAGCUAUCAGGAGAUCCCCUUUUAUCACAUCUGGAACGGCACACAGCAGUACCUGCACUGCACCUUCACCUUGGAGCGUGUCAGCCCCAGCACCAGUGACCUGGCCUGCAAGGUGUGGGUGUGGCAGGUGGAGGGUGACGGGCAGAGCUUCAACAUCAACUUCAAUAUCACCAAGGACACAAGAUUCACUGAGCUGCUGGCUCUGGAGAGUGAAGGGGGGGUCCCAGCCCUAGUGGGCCCCAGUGCCUUCAAGAUCCCCUUCCUCAUUCGGCAGAAGAUCAUUACCAGCCUGGACCCACCCUGUAGCCGGGGUGCCGACUGGCGGACUCUGGCCCAGAAACUCCACCUGGACAGCCAUCUCAGCUUCUUUGCCUCCAAGCCCAGCCCCACAGCCAUGAUCCUCAACCUGUGGGAGGCAAGGCACUUCCCCAACGGCAACCUCAGCCAGCUGGCGACAGCAGUGGCAGGACUGGGCCAGCCAGACGGUGGCCUCUUCACAGUGUCGGAGGCUGAAUGCUGA
Messenger RNA from Miniopterus natalensis, 2529 nucleotides. RefSeq names its product unc-5 netrin receptor A (gene UNC5A). Gene Ontology annotation, cellular component: membrane. Gene Ontology annotation, molecular function: protein binding; netrin receptor activity. NCBI's taxonomy places the organism in Eukaryota, Metazoa, Chordata, Mammalia, Chiroptera, Miniopteridae. Gene Ontology annotation, biological process: anterior/posterior axon guidance; netrin-activated signaling pathway. The record is from RefSeq and is a predicted model, not a curated record.